UUGAACGGUCCUCCCUGCGAAUUUGCAGCUCACGAACUUGCCUUCUGCGACGAUGCGGCUUGCCUUGCUGAAUUUUCUGAUUUUGGCGGUCGUGCUCGGCGCCACUGAUGGCGACGAUAAGAAUUAUACCGUUCGCUAUGUCGACGACUGCGACGAAAAGUACAAAAAAUUCGGGGAUCAUUACAUGUGCAUGGAUGACCAGUGCUACGGCGCAGUUGAGAGAAUGCCUUCCUCACUGGGUGAGAUUCCACGGAUUGCCUUUGUCGAUGCAGUCAAUAGAUUUCGAUCCGCUGUGGCACGAGGACUCUACCCUUUGACCCCACCCGCCAAGAACAUGAAAGAAUUGCGGUGGAACGAUGAACUAGCCAAGUUUGUUCAGAAGAUAACUGACAGCUGCGAAGAAUAUGACGGUGCUCACUCCACAUGGAUUUCAAUAGACGGCGUCGAAGCUGAUAUUAGCUUAUUGGUUUUCUUCUUCAAUAACAGCGUCGGCGGAAUUCAUGAAAACCCUGUAUUGGCUGAUGACGGAGCUAUUUGGUCCUUUAGAAAUCGCAUGCAAAAAAACGGUCGUCCACUCUAUAUGAGUCCAAAAUUAAUUGCAAACAGGAACCCUGAAAUGAAGUCUCGUCUCGGUAACGCAUUGAAUGCUAGAGCUGAGUAUGUAGGGUGUGGACUUGCAUUUUUUAUUUACACGGCUGAGGACAAAAAUGACAAGAACGUCGUACGAAAUCUCUCAAACUCAUAUUUUAUGUGCUAUCUGUUCCCUGGGAUAAACCACGGUUCUGGAGAGCCAUACUACGAGAUCGGUGAUCCCGAAUGCGAAGUGCCGUCUCUCUACUACGAAGGCCUCUGCUCGACUCAAGAGAAAAACAAAAUGGAGUUGAAACGUUUACCCUGCGAUGACGAAGACUUCGCCAUGCGCGAAAACAAUUCAAUCUACUGCAGAGGCGAGCAAUUCUUCUACGACUACGUAGACGAAGCCAUUCCUUAUCCGUACGUCAAGUGCGACGUGCUCAAACACAAGAUUCGCUUCUGGCUGCUGGUGGCAAUGACGGUGCUGCUCUACGCGUCAAUCUUCUACAGGCUGUUCGGCAGAAUUCUCCGCAUGGUGUUCGCGCCCAUCAAGAUUUUCUUGGUUUGA
Messenger RNA from Cloeon dipterum, 1141 nucleotides. Its product is annotated as venom allergen 5-like. The record is from RefSeq and is a predicted model, not a curated record. The coding region runs from base 53 to 1141 and encodes 362 amino acids. Lineage: Eukaryota; Metazoa; Arthropoda; Insecta; Ephemeroptera; Baetidae. The transcript has 6 exons.